AUGAGAAUAAAUUUCUUCAAAGAAAAAAACAAGAUUAUAUUAAAUAAGAGCCUUAACUUUGAUUCAGAUAAUACUUUUUCGAAUGAAAAUCCUGAGUCAAAUAAAUGUUUAGCUUCCAUUAGUGAUGAUGAACAUGAUCAUUAUGGAUUUGAGAAAAAUAAAGAAUCCAAUUCUGCGAAGAAUAUUGAUAUUGAAGCACUAGAAAAGAGAAAGAGGAAAAUUGAAAAAAAAUGGGAACAAUAUUUUGAAGUUAAGAGAGAUAUAAAAAAAAAUCACUAUUUAAAAAAACUAAUUCGAAAAGGGAUCCCCGAUAAGUAUAGAAUGAAUAUAUGGCCUUAUCUUUUGGGUAGUGUUGUUUUAUAUACAAAGUACCCAGCAAUAUACGAAAGAUGCUUAAAUAGUGAUAUCGAACCGAAAGUUCUUAGUCAGAUUGAAUUGGACAUGCUUCGGACUUUUCCGCAUAAUAAAAACUAUCAAUUAAACGCGCAAGGGCUAACUAAACUGAGAAAUGUGUUACGUGCAUUUGCCAUAUAUAAGCCAAAAAUAAAUUAUUGCCAGAGUAUGAAUUUUAUCGCGGCUAUUACUUUAUUAUUUUUAAAAGAAGAAUUAGCAUUUUGGUCUAUAGUCCAAUUAAUUGAUUCAGAUUAUUCGCACAAAAAAAUAAACAUUAGUGACUAUUAUAAUCACGAAAUGAAAGGAUUACGAAGAGAUAUUAUUGUUAUAGAAGAAUUAAUUAAAAUAAAAUUCCCGAAUGUCUAUGAGCAUAUGAAAGAACAUGAUGUUGAAGUAUCUUGGAUAUGCUCAGAGUGGCUCUUGUGCUUAUUUUGCACAGCCUUUCCGAUUGCAACUACCUUACGAAUUUGGGAUUGCCUGUUCUAUGAGGGCGAUAAAAUUAUUUUCCGAAUUGUUCUAGCUCUAUUUAAAAUCAACCAAGAAAAAUUAAUUAAUUCAAAUUCAUUAGAAUCCAUCUUAUAUUUAUUUAAAGAAUCUACUAAAAAUAUGGUGGAACCUGAUAAAUUAAUGCAUAUCGCUUUCAAGGAAAUAGGCUCACUAAAAAAAAAAAAAAUUAAAAAAUUAAGGAUGAAAGCUGAUGAUAUUCUUAAGAAAGCUGUCCCUUAA
Plasmodium vinckei vinckei is the source of this 1119-nucleotide messenger RNA. RefSeq names its product GTPase-activating protein, putative. The transcript has 11 exons. Lineage: Eukaryota; Apicomplexa; Aconoidasida; Haemosporida; Plasmodiidae. The record is from RefSeq and is a predicted model, not a curated record. The coding region runs from base 1 to 1119 and encodes 372 amino acids.